UGGCAAUUCAAUCGCGACCCUGCAUUCUGAGCUUCGUGUCCAACAGAUCGUCACUUCAUUGAACUUUCACAAAAGCACUAUGUCGUUCAAAUUCGGGCUGAACGUCAAGAGCAAGACCAACAAUCCGCUUAGCAAACCAGCUCCCAAAAAGAAGAAACCCCUCCUAGGUGGCGAUGACGACGAUGAUGUGAAGGAAAAGCCAGGCGCGUCCAAUGGCGCCGAAGCAAUCGGAGAAUUCAAUUUCGACGAGACCUCACUCAACAAUGCUGAGCCUGUCAAGGUCAAACAGAAGCCUCGAGGACAACCUCCCGGACCGCCUACGCGAAAGCUUCAAGCGAAACAAGACGAUCCCUCCGCACUCGUCAACUCGGCUAGUGCUCGAGAUUCCGAAAGAAGGGCACAGGAAGCGCUCGAGAUUGACUCCGCAAUCUACGACUACGAUGCUGCAUUUGAAGCGCUGAACGCGCGCAAAUUGGCGAAGAAAGCAGCUGAGGAAGAAGAAAAACAGCAGGCAAAGCCAAAGUACAUGGAAAAUCUAUUCGAGUCGGCCGAGCAGCGCAACAAGGAUCGAUUGCAGGCACGCGAUAAGAUGCUCAAGCUCGAGCGCGAAGCUGAGGGGGAGCAGUUCGCCGAUAAGGAGAAAUUUGUGACGGGCGCAUACAAGGAACAGCAGGAGGAGAUCCGCAAGGCGGAGGAGGAGGAAAAGAAACGGCAAGAAUUAGAAGAUGAGAAUCGUCGAAAGUUUGGCAUGACUGGGUUUCACAAACGAAUGCUGCUUGAGGAGGAAAAGAGGCAUCAAGAAGCUGAAGAGGCCAUGAGAGAAGCUGCACAAAUGAUCAAGGAGGGGAAGACGGUGACUACGGAUGAGCCGAAGGAGAAGACUGAUGAGCAAUUGGCCCGGGAGUUGAACGCCCAAGGACAAAAUGUCAUACUCAACGAUGAAGGGCAAGUGGUGGACAAGAGACAAUUAUUGAAGGCUGGCCUGAACGUGGUUGCGAAACCAAAGACCGCUGCCCAACAGGCGGCGACAGCACCAACGCGAGGCCCUCAACCGGUAUACCAAGGUCGUAAUGCUGCUCGACAGGCAACUAGAGGACGACAGACGGCCAUGGUAGCCGAGCAAAUCGCUCAGGCAGCCAAGCGCAAGGCAGACGAAGAAGCCGAAGAAGAAAGGAAGCUCCAGCAUGCUGCCAAGAGCCAGAAGACCGCCAGCGACAUAAGUAGCGCCAAAGAACGCUACCUGCAGAGGAAGAGAGAAGCGGCAGAAGCAAAGGCGGCCGCGGCAGCUGGUAAAUAGGCGGCAGGAAGUGUCAAUUUGAUCUCCUGGCUACGGGUAUCCCCCCAAUACGCUAAAUCGACAAAUGCAGAUGGGUAUAAGUAUAACGCCUUCUCCUCAGCAUCCAACAGCGACAUUCAAGACCUCGGAACUGGCCGAGCCCAGAUCAUGGACUUUCCGCUCCUCCCGCGUCCCAUAUACGAUCGAUCCAGG
Messenger RNA from Aaosphaeria arxii CBS 175.79, 1489 nucleotides. RefSeq lists its product as uncharacterized. The coding region runs from base 80 to 1297 and encodes 405 amino acids. Gene Ontology annotation, biological process: regulation of alternative mRNA splicing, via spliceosome. The transcript has a single exon. The record is from RefSeq and is a predicted model, not a curated record. Lineage: Eukaryota; Fungi; Ascomycota; Dothideomycetes; Pleosporales.